AUGGGGAUGAUACCGAAAGGCACUGAGUACAUUAAAACGGUUCCUUUUUUCUUGAAGAUAGCAGAAUUUGUUAUACUGUUGGUUGCGAUUGGUACCCUGGGAAGAUUUUUGGUCAAAAUAGGCCUUACGUCAGAAAAAAGUCGAUUAGAUUUUUUAAUGUUUGCCGUUGUCGUUUUAUGGAUUGUUGUCGUUAUAAUGGCCGUUCUCUUUGUUAGUGGAUUACAUGAAAAAAUUAGCAUCAUUAACUGGCCUUUGACGGUGUUUAUCAGCUGUUUGACAUGGUCUGUAAUGCUGUUCAUAGCUGGUUGUCUCCUAGCUGAUACUGUUCGCAAGUUUAAUAAUAUUGCGUUCUCUUCUAUUUCAUCUUGUGAUAUCCUGGACAAAGAAAACCUUGGUGCAACAUGUGGUCAUCUUAUUGGUGCUACGGUUUGCUGUUUCAUUGCAAGCAUUCUUUUUGCAGUUGAUGCUUUCUUUAACUUCCGUAUACUACAAGGUCAACGUGACACAUCUUCGGCUACAGCCUCUGCACCUGAAAAGACUUCCACAUAGGGCGGUCAAACUUUCUUUUUUACCAGCGGUUUACUUGAAUGUUUGAACGGUUCUUUUUGACAGCCGAUUGAACUUUUGCCAUAUUUUCUUCGACAAUUAAAGCUUCGUUUAUUAUCAUAGAUACAAACUGAUUAUAUAUAAGGUGUCAUUUUCAUUUUCAAUUGUUUCACUUUUAUGUAACAGUAGUUUUAGCAUGCUUUUUUACUCAAAUAAAACGUGAACAUUA
Xenia sp. Carnegie-2017 is the source of this 775-nucleotide messenger RNA. RefSeq names its product plasmolipin-like. The transcript is spliced from 4 exons. Lineage: Eukaryota; Metazoa; Cnidaria; Anthozoa; Malacalcyonacea; Xeniidae. Gene Ontology annotation, cellular component: membrane. The record is from RefSeq and is a predicted model, not a curated record. The coding region runs from base 1 to 549 and encodes 182 amino acids.